GAUAGACCUGUUAGAGUAUAUGCCGAUGGUAUUUAUGAUCUUUUCCACUUUGGUCACAUGAGAUCCCUUCAACAAGCUAAAAAUUUGUUCCCAAAUACACAUUUAAUUGUUGGUGUUUGUUCAGAUGCUGACACUUGGAGAAUUAAAGGAAAGACUGUCAUGACAGAAAACGAAAGAUAUGAAGGUGUUUCCCACUGUAGAUAUGUUGAUGAAGUUGUGAAGGAAGCUCCAUGGGUUGUUGAUGGUGAUUUUGUCUUGAAACAUAACAUUGAUUUCGUUUCACAUGGUGAAGAUCUUUCCGUUGAUGAAAAUGGUAAUGAUGUUUAUGCUGGAUUGAAGGAAAUGCACAGAUUUUUAACUAUUAAGAGAACUGAAGGUGUUUCCACUAGUGAUCUCAUUAUGAGAAUUGUAAAGGAUAGAGAUGUGUACAUAGAAAGAAACCUUAAGAGAGGUUAUACACCAGAUCAACUCAAUAUUAGUUUACUUGAAAAA
Naegleria gruberi is the source of this 492-nucleotide messenger RNA. RefSeq lists its product as uncharacterized. The transcript has a single exon. NCBI's taxonomy places the organism in Eukaryota, Heterolobosea, Eutetramitea, Acrasida, Naegleriidae. Gene Ontology annotation, biological process: CDP-choline pathway. Gene Ontology annotation, molecular function: choline-phosphate cytidylyltransferase activity; phosphatidylcholine binding. The record is from RefSeq and is a predicted model, not a curated record. The annotation marks the transcript as partial.